AUGCUGGAGUUGCCCAACUCUGGCUUAAAGUUAGCAUCGACAUUUUUUUUCCCUCAAAAAUUUUCUUUUAUUCGGUCGAUAUCCAAGAUGAGUUCAUCCGAAACAGCCGUAUUUGGUCAUAGUAAUCCCGAUACUGAUGCAAUCGCAUCAGCAAUUGUCUAUGCUACAUUUUUAAAUCGUAUGGGCGUUAAAGCAAAACCAUACCGCCUUGCUGAUGUUAAUAAUGAAACAACGUUUGUGUUACAUGAAGCUAAUGUGGAACAACCCGAUUUCGUUGGAGAUCUUCCAGAUGGUACCGAAGUUGCUUUAGUUGACCAUAAUGAAAGUCAGCAAAGUGUACAAAAUAUUAAAAAAUUGAAAAUAACUCGUGUUGUGGAUCAUCAUAAAUUAGGGGAUUUAACUACAUCUUCACCGAUUUUUAUUCGAAUGGAACCUGUUGGUUGUACCGGAACCAUAUUGGCGAAAUUAUUUCGUGAAAAUGAUUUAGAUAUUGAUAAAUCAACGGCUCGUUUACUAGUUAGUUCAAUAUUAAGUGAUACACUGCAUUUUCGUAGUACAACAACAUCAGAUGAUGAUCGAAAAUUACUCGAUUAUUUAACGCCAAUAGCUGAAAUAAAAGAUGUGAAAGAUUAUGCAUUGAAAAUGUUUGAAGCUAAAUCCGACAUAAGCAAUAUGUCACCCGAUAAAAUUUUAAAAUUAGAUUAUAAAAUAUUCCCAUUUGAUAACGAAAAAUGGGCUAUCGGUGUGAUAGAAACAACGAAUCCAAAACAUGCACUUGAUCGUAAACAAGAAUUAUUAGAUGAAAUUAAUAAAGAGAAAAAAGAAUCUCAACUUAACGGUCUAUUGUUUUCAGUUAUUGAUAUAUUGAAAGAGACGAAUUUGACAUUUGCUGUCAGUGAUCGUGAAAAUGAAAUUCUCAAAGAAGUAUUUAAUGCAGAUGUUAAAGAUAACGUAGCUGAUCUUGGAAAUAGAAUUAGUCGAAAAAAACAAAUUGUACCAGAUUUAGAAGCCUAUUUGAAUGAACGACGAGCCAUGCAUGAUAAAUAA
Molecule: messenger RNA, 1047 nt
Organism: Didymodactylos carnosus
Lineage: Eukaryota; Metazoa; Rotifera; Eurotatoria; Philodinida; Philodinidae
Source: the annotation of a GenBank genome assembly